CACCGGAAGUGUGUAAUAUAUAUUUUGGAAAUUCCCAAAAGAGAUAUUUACUUUAUUGGUUAGUUGUAAAAAACAGCAAAAUUGUUGCCCUCUAGGCUCUUAGCGGCAAAAGAGCCCUUUUGGGCUAAAGCUGCAAGACACCAAGGUGAGAUGACUUCAAAAGCUUUAAUUUCAAACGUCCUAAGGAAGGGUAAACAAGUAUUUCAAGGAAUUGUCAAAACUCAAACGCAGAAAGCUGGGGUCAAGGUCACUCGAAUACCAAAACAAACCCAGACUGUUCAGCAGGUUGUCACAUACCAAUCCCAGGCUACAAGGAAUAAGUUAUUCAAUGUAUGGCAAAAAAUCCUACCCAAAUACUACUUCAACAGCAUUGCAAGUCGGAUUGGUCGUCAGGCUGCAUGGAGAUGUGGAAGAAAUGUGCCACUGUUUUCAUUUGUUGGUCUUGUAAUGGCUCAUCAUGCAGAAAAAGAGGAAGAGGAGAUUCUUGGAAAAAUUCAGGACUUUGUUAAGGCUACAGACACUGUGAGAUCUCCACUACUUGAGAAAAUAGGACAGUUGUCACUUGAACAGUUUGAGUUUGGUCAGCUUAUAGGUCAAGGUUGCAAUGCGGCUGUAUACGAAGCACAUCUGAAAACAGGUUCUCUAUCAGAUUCUGAAGAUAAAGACAUUAUUGAAGCAGAGGAUAAUGAAUCAAACAACACUAGCUAUUCAUCUCCAGCAGACAUAGAAGAGUCACCAAUUGUUCGUGAAGAUAUCUCUGAUGCUGAAGAUGAUACAAGUGACAGCGGAAGCGACAUCACAAUCUUAUCCCUAUCAGAUGAUGACCUGGAUGAAUCCGAAAAAGCGCCACUUGAGUUUCUUACAACUGCAGAAGAUGACUUUAUCGACUUUCCUGAUUCUGACAGUGAAAUUUCAAUUUUGAGUUCUCCUGAAGACGUUUCUGAUGUAGAGUAUGCUUGUAUGGCACCAGGGGAUUUUAACGUUACUGAGAGUCUCAUAAGUUAUCAAGAAGAUGAAGAAGAAGAUGACAACAAUAUCGGAAUAAAACAGAAUUCUGUCAAUGAUUUGUCCCUGUCCAUGUCAUGUGCUGAAAUAGUGGCUAAAUUUAUGGGGAAAAUGGAUGAAGCAUCAGACCAAGGGGAAAUCUUUGAUGGAAAUGUACAAGAAUAUAACUCUCUAGAUAGUAGUUUUUCAUCAGGUAUAUGUGGGAAGUUUAACCUUGCUGUUAAGAUGAUGUUUAACUAUGGGGCGGAGUCUAAUGCUGAUGCCAUUAUGAGAGAGAUGGAAAGGGAGACAAUCCCUGCAAGACUGGCCAUGUCACAUGGACAGAUGGAAACAUGGCAGAAUGGGCACAAAGUUCGGAAGAAAAGGCUUCCACCACAUCCAAACAUAGUGGAGAUGUGGGGCGUGUUUGUUGACCCAGUGCCACACCUCCCUGACAGUCUUCUCAACUACCCAGCUGCCCUGCCAGCACGUAUUAACCCACACGGCAUUGGACGUAAUAUGACACUGUUUCUUGUCAUGAAAAAGUACCAGAAUACUCUAGGGGAGUAUCUUUCGACAUUCAAUCCCAGUUUACACGAGAGGUUGAUAUUAUUGGCUCAACUUUUAGAAGCUGUUUGUCACAUGAGAAGGCACGGUAUAGCUCACAGGGACCUGAAAAUGGAUAAUAUCUUCCUUGACACUUCUACAGCUGGCACACCACAGUUAGUUGUAGGAGAUUUUGGAUGUUGUUUGGCAGAUGAUCGUCAUGGUCUACAGAUUCCAUACCCUACAGAACAUAUGGACAGGGGAGGUAACACCGCACUCAUGGCACCAGAGAUUUCGACCGCAGAACCUGGUAUGUUUUCAUACCUGGAUUACAGUAAAUCAGACCUCUGGGCAACUGGGGCUUUGGCUUAUGAAAUUCUAGGGGCAGACAACCCAUUUUACACCCAUGCAAACAAAGGGAGGUUAGACAGUAGAACAUACUCAAAGGAAGAGUUACCUCUCUUACCAGAUGAUGUUCCAGAGGUGGUAAAACAACUUGUGUCUUUGAUGUUAGAUAGAAAAGCAAGCCAGAGACCUACAGCUAGAUUUGCAGCUGAUGUUCUGCAUGUGUUUUUGUGGAGUCCCUCUGAUUGGCUGUCACCUAGCAACACAUUAUCAAGGUCGCAGGUCAACUGGUGGCUUAUUUCCAUGGCAACAGAAGUGCUUCUUGGUGCAAAAUCAGCUGAACGUGAUUUGAAAAGAAGUUUUUUGGAAAAUAUAAAUAUGAACAGACUAAGUGAUGUUUUUUACUUUCUUGGAGCAAAAAUUGAAUAAUUAUGAUUAUGAAAUUAAAAAAAAAACUGAAUAGAAAAUGCUGUACUGUGACAGAUAACAUUAUGCAAUGAUUCAGAUUUGUUUUUGUUUUGUUUUUGUUUUUUGUUUUUUUUUAUAAUGAG
Molecule: messenger RNA, 2426 nt
Organism: Ruditapes philippinarum (Manila clam)
Lineage: Eukaryota; Metazoa; Mollusca; Bivalvia; Venerida; Veneridae
Product: serine/threonine-protein kinase Pink1, mitochondrial-like
Exons: 9
Coding region: 151-2304 (717 amino acids)
Biological process (GO): positive regulation of mitochondrial fission; autophagy of mitochondrion; protein phosphorylation
Cellular component (GO): mitochondrion
Molecular function (GO): ATP binding; protein serine/threonine kinase activity
Source: RefSeq, a predicted model, not a curated record